This is a messenger RNA of Carica papaya (papaya), 1666 nucleotides long. It is a transcript of the gene MED31, whose product is annotated as SOH1 family protein. Gene Ontology annotation, biological process: regulation of DNA-templated transcription. Lineage: Eukaryota; Viridiplantae; Streptophyta; Magnoliopsida; Brassicales; Caricaceae. Gene Ontology annotation, molecular function: transcription coregulator activity. Gene Ontology annotation, cellular component: mediator complex. The record is from RefSeq and is a predicted model, not a curated record.
AAAGGUAUUGAUUUUAUUUUCGAACAAUUUGUGUCUAGAAUUAGGUUCGUGCAAUUGAAAGAAACAUCACGCCAGAGAGCUCAAAAGAUUCUUUUUUACACUUAACAAGCGACGCGCCUGAGAGAAGCCUCCGAAGAGAAGGAUGUUGAGAGGCCCGAGGAUGUUCUGUUUUGCCUACGAAGAGAGGAAGUCUGAUAUCUGAAAGGAGAAAGCUAUCGCGGGGAAAAGGAAAACCGAGAGCAGCAAAAAGAGAGGAAGGCAUCUGCGCAGCGAAGUGAAAAAAUGACAACCGACCGAAGGAAUUUGAGGGGAAUGUUCUUCCUUUGAGAGUCGACAGAAAAAAAAAAAAAAAACGAGAUAGAGAGAGAGAGCGUGUGCGCGUAGUGGAGCUUUUUGCUGAAAUCUGCAGAAGGGGAAAUUAGGGCAUAGAGCAAUCUUUUAAAAGGUUUUAUUGGUCGAAGUUCAGAAGAGGUAAGAAAGGUUUCUGCUAGGGAUUACCUCUGUGUUCGUGAAGGGAACAGCUCGGUGUCCAUUUGCUUUCAAGGCUUUAGUUCUGUUCCUUCAGGAUUUAAUGGCAUCCAGUAAAGAAAGUGAUGACGCGAUUACAAAUACUUCCUCACCAAAGAACAUAUACAAGGAUCCAGAUGAUGGGCGACAGCGGUUUUUACUUGAGUUGGAAUUUGUUCAGUGUCUCGGCAAUCCUACCUACAUCCACUAUCUGGCUCAGAAUCGUUAUUUCGAAGAUGAAGCUUUCAUUGGCUACUUGAAAUACCUCCAAUACUGGCAACGGCCAGAAUACAUAAAAUUUAUAAUGUAUCCGCAUUGCCUUUUUUUCCUUGAACUUCUUCAGAACCCUACUUUCCGCAAUGCCAUGGCACAUCCUGGAAACAAGGAAUUGGCACACAGACAGCAGUUCUACUUUUGGAAGAACUACAGAAACAACAGACUGAAACACAUUUUGCCGCGGCCUCUUCUUGAACCUACUGGUCCUUCCCCACCCGCAGCUUCUAUCCCACCUGUGCCAGCUGCAACUAUUGCUAUGACAACUGCUUCUUCUCCAGCUCUUUCUCCAAUGCAAUAUGCAAUACCUCCUGGAUCUUCUCUUGCAAAGAACGAUAUGAGAAAUACUGGUCCACCUGGAAUUGAUCGAAGAAAGAGAAAGAAGGAAGGUUGAUAUUCUUCAUAUUCUACCAUAGAAACAACAUUGGACAGACUUCUGCUGAGGAUCACUGGGCAUUUGUUCAGCUCUGAUUUUGUUGCUUUUGCAAUCCUCAUUGGUAUAUCCCUGAGCUCUGCACUACCAACUACUUGGUCGUUUACAUUUUGACAUGGAUGUUGCGCACUAGUUAUGUUAUUUUCCGGUCAAACAUGGGCACUUUUUAAUGUGAUCAAUAUGUUUUCAUUUUUCCGCCAGUAUCUUUAUAUAUUUGAUGAUGAUUAUAUGCGGUGAGGUAGAGAGGAAAAUCUCUUAGCACAAGAAGACAACGUAGUUCUGGUUCAUAUAAUAUAUACAAUAUAUAUGCAGAUUCUGCAGCACAAGAGUUCUGAUUCUUUGGAUCCGAGAUAGCAGCAAGAUCAGCUCUUUCUCUUGCUCCUUUACCCACCUUUUAGUCGAUCUAAAUUAAGCCUAAAUGUAAACGUUAAACCAGAAGUUCUGGUAUUCUAA